Molecule: messenger RNA, 1713 nt
Organism: Trypanosoma grayi
Lineage: Eukaryota; Euglenozoa; Kinetoplastea; Trypanosomatida; Trypanosomatidae
Product: putative CTD nuclear envelope phosphatase 1A-like
Exons: 1
Coding region: 1-1713 (570 amino acids)
Molecular function (GO): phosphoprotein phosphatase activity
Source: RefSeq, a predicted model, not a curated record
AUGGACAGUAUCCAGCGGCUGCUCAAGAGUGUAUUUCCAUGCGUGGCCCGCUUUUUUGUGCAGACAGUGGUGGACGGCGUAAUGGCAUGGAGGCACAUCCACACGACGCUUUACGUGCUGUUUUGCUUCUUCACAGGGCGCAGCCAUCUUGCCUAUCCGCACCCGCUGCGUCAGCUGAGAAUGAAAAAAGCUGCGAUGGCACGGAGCCGUUGCCACGUUGAGACCUCAUUGCCCCGCACUUCGUCAUGUGGCAGCACAACAGCAGAGUUCGCAGAAUCCUCUCUCGAUGAUUCAUCACCGAAAGAGAACAGCGGCAGGGACGGUCGCGCCGCGUCGACAGAACGAACUGAUGGCUCCUCUAGCGGGAAAGAUGACGUCAUGGAGGGUGAAUGGUGGGUCCAGCGCCGGCUGCUGCGGGGCCGAAAGGGUGAGCUUGCCGAGUGGCUGCCAAAUAGCCGGACCACACUCCUUGUGUCGCCACAGUAUCACCUGCGCUACUCUGAGAGCCUGCACCGCCUCGUGAGCAAUGUCGUGGGUCCCAUUCAGCAGCCCACAGUGUCAGUAUUGCCCACGAGGCACACUGCCCCGCAAUGGCCGCCGCAUUCCUACGGUCGAACUCCCGCAAGACAUGGCGGUCACUUUGAUGAGUUGUCCUUCACCACUGACGAGUACAGCAGCUCCACCAGCGUCCCACGUCGUCCGCAGUGGGGUGUGACUACAGGGCGUCGCGCUGAGACUGGUAGUGUUGACAAGAAGUUCCUGCAUGGAUUCGCUUCAGUGGUCUAUCGGCGCGAAAGCAGUAAACGAAUUCAAUUUGACCGUACGGUCGGCUCGAGAAUGCCGAUGCAUUCCAUCGCCUCCAUCACCUCGCACCACGUGCUUUCCUAUCAGGCCACGCGGCAGAAGGUUCUUAUUAUGGAUCUUGACGAGACACUUUGCUUUGUUUCAACCAAAAUUGGCGCCUUUCGUCACCCACCAACGUUUUCAGAGGUAAUACCAACGGCUUCUGGAGCAGAACUGUUUUUUGUAUGGGAAAGACCUCAUGUGAGGCUUUUCCUUAGUACAAUGGCAAAGCUUUUUAACAUCGUUCUGUUUACUUCUUCAACAAAACCGUAUGCGGACUCCAUUCUUCGUCGCCUUGAUCCCGAGCACCUCAUCCAACGGCGCUAUUAUCGCCAGCACUGCAGACACGCAACACGUUCUGCCUUGGCACCGUCUGCGGGGCGAAGCGAUGCAGCUAAUACAGUCUCUUCUAGUGAUGCAAGUUUGAGUGAUGCGGCGGACACUGUGGUCUCCGCAACUCAAGAGUACGGGUCUGCUAAACCGAAUGUUAGGCCCAUUGUGCUCAGUCGCAGUGGCGGCGAGCGUUUCAAGACACACAACCGCGGUAGCGGCAACGUAGGUGACACAGUGUUUGUGAAGGACCUGCGCAUCUUGAAGGUGCCACCUGAACUGAUGAUCAUGGUGGACAACGUGGAGGAGUGUGUGGUAGUAAACCGGGAGAAUGCACUCGUCAUUCCUCCAUUUCUUCCACCUGCAAUAGAAGAUUCGGUGAGUGGUGAUACGAAUGAAGAUGUGCUGCUUGCGCUCAUUCCAUUAUUGGAGGCGUUGCUGGUCGUUCCUGACGUGCGAUCUAUCCUCCGGCACGGGUGUGUGGCCCUUCCGCAAGGACAGACGGUGAGCACUCCGGCACCAACAACCUCCGAUGCUUGA